AAAGUAAUAAUAUUUACUUUCUAUUAAUAGUGAUUGAUGAUAAAUAUAGAAGUACUAUAUAUGAGUUUGAUCUCUUGCUAACUCACUACUGUACGAGCAGCAGCUAGCUUAUCACUAUCUCUAUAAUAACUUCCUCUUUCAUCAAACAUUUUUACUCUUAAAAAACCAAGCAUUUCUAUUAAUUAUAUCCUAUUAUUACUCACACAAAUUAUAUAUUAAACACCCAAACAAAAAAAAACAAAAAAAAAAAAAGAAAAAAAAACACACACACAAAGUAUGGGGCGCCAUUCUUGUUGUGCAAAACAAAAGUUGAAGAAAGGGUUAUGGUCUCCUGAAGAAGAUGAGAAGCUUUACAAUCACAUUACUCGUUUCGGCGUCGGUUGCUGGAGUUCUGUCCCUAAGCUUGCUGGUUUACAAAGGUGUGGAAAGAGUUGUAGGUUGAGAUGGAUUAAUUAUUUGAGACCAGAUCUUAAGCGAGGAAUGUUUUCACAAGAAGAAGAAGAUCUUAUUGUUAACCUUCAUCAAAUUCUAGGAAAUAGGUGGGCUCAAAUAGCAUCACAAUUGCCUGGAAGAACAGAUAAUGAGAUCAAAAACUUUUGGAACUCAUGUCUAAAGAAGAAGCUAAUGAAGCAAGGGAUCGACCCACAAACACACGAGCCUCUUUCGACUCAAAUGCAAUCCAGUAACAACAUUAGCAGCAGCAGCAACGGCUUCAGAAACACAGCUGAAAACCAGAAAAUAGCGCGAGCUGUCAAGAUGGAACAAUCCUACCCUUUCUGCAACACUGCAGAAGUAACAAACACAAGCGCGACAGUUAUCAGUAGUUCAUUCUCAUCUUCAUUAAACUCCCAAUUCAGUUUAUUACAACCUGCAGCUUUUCUUGGUUCGUCGUCUCAGAGCUACCUGAGUCUCCUGAGGCCGAUGAUAGAGUCGCAGUUGCAGUCACAGUCGCAGUCGCAGUCACAGCAGCAGUAUAUGCUGCAGCAGAGCUGCUUCAAUGAAAAUUUGGAGACGGAGAAUUUGGGGUCGGAAUCUGUUAUAUUCAAUGAAGGAAAAGAGUGUUCUAGUAGCAGUUCAAAUAAUAACAAUAAUAUCAUGACUAAUUCUGAUAACAGUGCUAGAUUUUCAUGGGAAAACAGUACUAAUGAUCAGCAGAACAAGUUUGAUCAGUCACAAAUUUUCCAGUUUCCUGUUAAUUUUGGUGGGUUGAUAAAAAUGGAAACAGUUAGUCAUGAUCAAACAAGUCCAUGGGAGGAAGAUCCACUGAAGUCGCUUUCGAUGCCUGAAGAUUUAGUGACAACAGCUGCAGGAAACCUUGAUUAUUUCUUACAGCAGAUUUCAUGAAAGUGAACCUAAUUAACUUACUGCUGCUACUAAUGAUCAUUUCGUUUGUCAUGUCAUUCUGUUACACUUGAUCAGCCUUUCCGGUUAUGCGCUUGGGCUGCCCAUUUCAGUUCGACGGGGACUAUAUGGGCACACGCAAAAUUAGAAAAAAAAAAAAAGCAUGAUCCCAUGUCAAACUAAAUGAGUCUUAACCUCUUAUUAAUUCCGACCAAUUGGUUUUGGGAUGGAACCUCACGCUACCUAUACUUGGCUUGGCAGCAUAGGUAAAUAGAGCAUCAGUUGGUGUGCAACAAGUAUACCACUUGUAGAAUAUACAGUACUCAUAGAAAAAUUAGGGAUGAAAAAAAAAUUGUGAUGAUUUUUUAUUUUUGUGUGGUUAAUCAUUUUGUUAUUCUUUCUUUAUUUCUUUGUCAGUUUGAUGGGUCAUUUUUAAUUUUUUGGAUUUUGACAUUUUUAAUUAGUGGUAGUCAAGGUAUUAUUGUGAUUGAUUGAUUUAUUUCUGCAUUCUUUUCAGUGGGAAUAUGGUGAAUAUAACAGUGUUUUUUAUGAUUUU
Chenopodium quinoa (quinoa) is the source of this 1897-nucleotide messenger RNA. Its product is annotated as transcription factor MYB86-like. The coding region runs from base 277 to 1344 and encodes 355 amino acids. Gene Ontology annotation, biological process: regulation of stomatal movement. The transcript has 3 exons. The record is from RefSeq and is a predicted model, not a curated record. NCBI's taxonomy places the organism in Eukaryota, Viridiplantae, Streptophyta, Magnoliopsida, Caryophyllales, Amaranthaceae.